Messenger RNA from Symbiodinium necroappetens, 396 nucleotides. NCBI's taxonomy places the organism in Eukaryota, Dinophyceae, Suessiales, Symbiodiniaceae. The record is from the annotation of a GenBank genome assembly.
AUGCCAGAGUACCUGCCUCCGCCGAGAGUCGGCCAACUCAGCAGCGAAGUUCUCCGUUUCCACCUCAAUGGCGAGCUCGUGGAAGUUGUCGGAGCUGAUCCACGCCAGAUGCUGAUCGAAUUCCUGCGGGAUUCAAAGGGGCUGACUGGCACGAAGAGGAGCUGUCUCCAGGGAGGCUGCGGCGCCUGUGUCGUUGCUAUCCAAGAGUACGACAUGGCCACCUCGCAGUGGAGAUAUCGAUCGGUGAACAGCUGUUUGAAGCCCCUGGUCGCCUGUCACGGAGCGUCCAUCACCACUGUUGAGGGUGUUGGGACGGAGAGGAAGUGCCUGCACCAAGUGCAGCAGCGAAUUGCCGAGAAUCACGGCAUGCAGUGCGGCUUUUGCACACCAGGCAUG